This is a messenger RNA of Limanda limanda (common dab), 4302 nucleotides long. RefSeq names its product solute carrier family 4 member 1 adaptor protein (gene slc4a1ap). Gene Ontology annotation, molecular function: mRNA binding; protein binding. The coding region runs from base 2 to 2446 and encodes 814 amino acids. The record is from RefSeq and is a predicted model, not a curated record. The transcript is spliced from 14 exons. NCBI's taxonomy places the organism in Eukaryota, Metazoa, Chordata, Actinopteri, Pleuronectiformes, Pleuronectidae.
CAUGGCCGCCCCCCCGCCGUUAGACGUGAGAGUGGAAACUACAGAUGAAGAAAUGAGCUCCGCGGUGGAAACAGGGUCCACAUCAGAAAAUGGAGGAAAACCUGAGAGAGACUCGACUAAACCUGAGCCGGACGCCGAGGAGCAAUUCAAGAAACCCGCUCUUUUCAAGGCUCCGUCUCUCGCCAGCAAACGCGGUCACGUCGCGGCUUCGUCCAAACCAACGGCUGCAGAAACCAAAACGGCUGCAGAAACUAAAGCUGUGGAAGAAAAGAAUGUCGUUGAAGUCGCAGGAAUAACCAGCAACGCUUCACCGAGUCCUGCUGUUGAAAAGGAACCUGCGGAGAAGCGUAAAGAAGAGGAGGAAGAAAAUGGCGGAGAAGACAAAAGCGUGUCCACUGUCAGGAUCAAACCUGAAGCUAAACCCAGGGUGCUUCCUGUCAGAGGGCCCCUACCUGGGAAGUUCCCGCCCCUGGGGUACACGGAGCCCCUGUGGGGGGGCAGCGCCGCGGACAUGCCCUACGCCCUGGAGAUCCUGAAGAACGGCACCAUCGUGGACACGGUGCCGCUGACCCACGGCAGCUUCUUCGUGGUGGGCCGCCUCCCGGUUUGCGACGUGUCCCUGGAGCACCCGUCCAUCUCCCGGUACCACGCCGUGAUCCAGUUCCGGGCUGAGGCCGGGGAGGGGGGCGGUGUCGGGGAGGAGAGGGGCUUCUACGUGCACGACCUGGGCAGCACGCACGGCACCGUGGUGAACAAGAGCAAGAUCCCUCCGAACACCUACGUCCGGCUCCGGGUGGGCCAUGUGCUGAAGUUCGGAGGGAGUACGAGACUGUUCAUCCUGCAGGGUCCAGAGUUUGAUGAGGAAGAGGAGUCUGAACUAACAGUGACAGAGCUGAGGGAGAAAGCUCGCAAACAGAAAGAAGAGCUAGAGAAGAGGAUGCUGGGAGACGGUUCGGAUGAUGAUGGCGACGAUGAUGAUGAGAAGGAGAAAGGAGGGGAAGGCGAUAGCAUCAAGUCCAAGAAGAAAACGUCAAAGGAAGAUUCAGGGUGUUCGUGGGGAAUUGAUGAGGAGGUUGUUCCAGAGGAAGACGAGGAUGAGGAAAACCCCUUCUCAACUGAAUUCCAAGAGGACCAGGAGGCAGCAUACCUGAAAGAUCCCAAGAAAGCUUUGCAGGGCUUCUAUGACCGGGAAGGGGAGGAGCUGGAGUUUGAGUAUGAAGACAAAAGCCAUGGCUCCUGGCUGUGCAGAAUAAAGCUGCCUGUGGAUGACGCCAAGGGCCGACAGCUGGUUGCUGAGGCGACCGUCACGGGGAAGAAGAAAGACGCAGCCAUCCAGUGCUGCCUGGAGGCGUGUCGCAUGCUGGAGGCCAGAGGGCUGCUGCGGCAGGAAGCAGUGUCCCGCAAACGCAAGAAGAAGAACUGGGAAGACGAGGACUACUAUGACAGCGAUGAUGACACCUUCCUGGAUCGAACCGGCACUGUGGAGAGGAAGAGGCAAGACCGAAUGAAAAAGGCCGGAAAGAUUGAGGAGCGGGCUGAGACAUUUGAAUCAUUGGUGGUCAAACUGUCAGAGGUGGAGAAGGAGCUGGAAGACACUCAGAAGAAGCUCAAUGCUGGAAGAGGAGACUCUUCUGGUUCUUCCACGGGCGACACACUAGAUGCCUUUAUGACCGCCGUGAGAACUGAGACAGCAAUGGACGCCGUGGAGCGCAGGAAGCUUCACGUUCACGUAGCAGACUUGCGCAAAGAUGCCCAGCGACUCCGCAAACUGGUCGAACUCACGCGGCCGGCACAGAUGCCAUCACUGCUGCCGAGUGGCAGCUCAGAGUUGGAGAAGCCCAAGAAGACCUUACCCCUGUUUGGAGCCAUGAAAGGAGGAAGUAAAUACAAACUUAAGACUGGCACCAUCGGGAAGUUGCCUCCUAAGCGACCAAACUUACCUGUGGAGCUCUUCAACAUGAAGGAACUUGCACCCACUGGAGAAGAGGAGGAAGAGGAAGAAAUGGAGGGAGCGGUGAAAAAUGAGGACAAUGAUUAUGAACAGUGUGCAAGUAUCUCAGAAUCUAAUGACGAAUCUGAGGAGUCCAGUCCAUCUAUGUCUCGUGAGAGCUCUUCUUCAAGGAAGCAAAGAGGGAAACCAGCUCAGUCCAAUGAGCUGAAAGAGAAAAUCCACAAACAGAAGGGAGGAGGAGGCGGUGCUGAAGCAGUGGAGCAGAGCAGCAAGUCCCCACCGGAAUCCAGUCCAAAGUCCAGAGCAGAAGGUGACAGAGACCCAGCCACUGACCCUGGUGCCAGGAAGAAGAAGAAAGGGAAGGGCCCUGGCCGACCUCCAGUGCAGCUCUCCGGAGAGUAUCCAGACGAUGACCCUGAUUAUUCAGUGUGGAUGCCUCCUUCAGAUCAGACUGGAGACGGACGCACUCACCUCAAUGACAAGUACGGCUACUGAGGGAGAGCUCUUCAGCGUCCACUCCAGCAUUUUCCAUACUGUAGAUAAUACCUGCAGCACAAAGAACAUGAAGCCCCUGGCUCACCUUAAGAGCGAAGCCUGAAAGAAAGUGCUGAGUUGCAGAGAAACUUCUGCCGAACCUUUUAUUCAUCUCUUGAGGAUAUUUGCAUUCGCAGACUGUGAUGAACAGAAAUCCCACCAUUCCACUUCAAACUGAACUGGGAAGCUUGGGGGAACUGCCCCCUCCUGCUCCUCCCUCAUUGGUGUAGGCACUGGGCAGUCGGCCUCUUGGCUCUUUCCACUAUGACAACGAUAGAUUUGGGUGGCACCUGAAUAUUCAAAUACAUUUGAAUUCUGUAUUAUCAAGCAGAAAAUGUAAAGUUACAUAGCAGCAGCAACUGAUCUGAGAUCAGCCUCUUGCUCUUUGGCUGCCCCUCUUGCAGUUACAUCCACCUGACAUCCAAACUGGGUUCCUCCUCUAUUUGGCUUCAGUCGAUCGCUGGCAUAACCUUUCCUUUUUCUAAAGGAGUGUGUGUAGCAGGGAGAGAGAGAGAGAGAGGGAGAGCAUUGAAGCAGCUUUUCUGACCAUCUGGACACUUGGAUGGCUUACAGGAUGAAACGCAAGCUGAUAAUGACUCAAGCUAAGUGGAGUGUGUGUGUGUCUGCGUCUACACCGACUCACACACACACUCAUCGCCCAACCUUCUCAAAGUUCUCUUUUUAACACGAUUGUCUUCAGGAGCGAGUCAGCCAUCGCUGUGUUCGCCUCGAGCAGGAUUCCUCUCCCUGUGAAAUCCCACUCGUUACUGUGCUCUUGGUUUCCUGCCAUACUCUCCACCCUCUUUCCUGUUCUUCUCCUCUUCUCAAGUGUUUUUUUGUUAUAUAAAUGUAAAAUUAAAAAAAGUGUCUGUACAUAACCUGUGAGCUGCUUCCCCUUGUUUUUAUGAUCUUGGCAUCCACAUAAAUGUUUCCCUCGCUGGGCUUUCUUCACACUAACACUUGUUUUGACGUCAGACUUUCUCUCCUUUGAGUGCUCUCUCGCUCUCUCUCUUUCACACAGUCUUUCUCAGAAUAUGAUCUGGCACAAAGAGGCUUGUGGUCUUCGCUGUGACCUAAUCACAGAUGGAGUCCUCGAACACACGAAGAGGAAUCUGUCUGACACUGGGGAAGUUUUCGUGUUAUGACCUUAAUAAGUUUUACAAAGUUAACAUUUUAUAUUGUACAGUAAUUUUAUAUAAUCCUAAUCUAAAAAUAAAGGUUUUGGGAUUUACAGUUUCAGUGACUGAUGUGCGAUUUGCUUCCUGUAUAAGGAUGUUUUGAAACUAGAAGGGCGAUGGGAGACCCUGUUCCUCUGCCAAGGCUAACACCCCUUUUGCAACGUUAAAGUGACAGUAUGUAACUUUUACUGGAUACAGCGCCCUCUAUAGACUCAGAUGGUGUUUAAUUCCCUUGAGCUCUGUAUCUGAGCAGUUAUAUUCGUUUUGUAUGACCAGAAAACAACAGUUGCAUCUAUGUGUUGACUGGAGCUCUGACUGGGUCCUCCCACUCUAUGAACUGAAACAGCUGAAUGGUGCCUAUUACCCUGUAACAAAGACACCAAACUCUGUUUAGAAGUCUUCUUACUUUAACAGUUUCCCUGCUGAACACUUGAGAUAAACGCUGGUUUUGAAUUGCUAUUUUUUUGUUCAACUACAGUUCAGAAUUACUCUUGAACUUGUUACACUUCUCACAGGAGAUGGUAUCCACACAAAAAAGUAACAUAGGUCAAAAACACCAUUCCCCCUAUUCCAUGUCACUGAACCAUCAAACAUAUUUUAAAGCUGCUAUUUUGGUUUAAUAAAGUGUUUUGAACUGAA